Molecule: messenger RNA, 243 nt
Organism: Racocetra persica
Lineage: Eukaryota; Fungi; Glomeromycota; Glomeromycetes; Diversisporales; Gigasporaceae
Source: the annotation of a GenBank genome assembly
AAAAGCUAGACCCUGUUGAGAGAAUAGUUUUAAACAUCGAUGAAUAUAAUAAUCCAGAGAGAUUUAAUGGCCUUAAUAGUACACCUCAAUGGCCUUUCAAUUUAUUAGUCAUUAACAUUGCCCGACGAUAUACAAAAAAAUGGCGUGAUGUUGUUGAUAUACUUGAUAAAAAUUUACAAGGUCGAGAAUUUAUUGUUAUUGAUUUAACUAGAGCAAAAGAGGAUCCUUUAUACAUAAGGAAAG